AUGUUGGCACUUCGCGACGCCCACGCGCGUGGUGCGACGCGUGUCAGCAUUGGGGGACAGCACCUCCUCACAGGCGGUGCGGACGGGGUUGUUUCGCUGUAUUCGACAAAGCAGUGGCCCAAGGGGGCGGCGCUGUGGUCUUUCAGAUGCCAUGACGGGGCUGUCACCGAUGUUAUACUCGCCGACACGCUCGAGCUGGCACUCAGUUGCGGCCGCGAUGGUUGCAUACUGCUGCACGAGAGCAUCUUGGACAGCGCAGAGCUUGUCUCUCGUGUCAUAUGCCGGGUCACAGGUGAGGUACGCUGCCUGGACAUGGACGUCGAGAGGCGCCGGCUGUACAUCGCGGGAGACUCGCUGCGGUGCCUGGACAUGUCGCAGGACAAGUUUCAAAUUCGCACGAUUCCGUUGGUGGUGCCCUUCCCGCUGGUGUCGCUGGCGGUGUCGCCGUGUGGUCGAUACAUCGCCAUGGCCAGCGCGUCCGGGGAGCUCGGCGUGGUGCGGCCACACGCCACGACAUCGGCGGAGGCGAGCACUGCGCCGACGGUUUCGUUUGUUUUCCGCUCCGUCCUCUCGCCCGCCGCACAGAAAGAGGACACUGCGAUGUACCGCAUGUCGUGGUGCGGCACCACUGCAGGCGGGCUCAUGCUGAUGGUGCCUACCUUCACAGAGGUGCGAGUCUACGUGCUGGAGGACGGUCAGAGCGACGGCAGCCUCUCCGCACCGCGCCUGCAUGCCGUUGGCGGGCUGCAUGAUGGGGACUUUACGGACCUGCACGGUGCGCUUGCCUAUCGAAUCACGAAGACCCAAGUGGCCUGCCUACUGGUCACGCGUGAUGGGCUUUUCAUUGGCAAGGCACAUAUCAAGACCUUAGCCAUGUCGCGCCAUACAUCGGAGCGAUACAACACUUUGUCUCCCUCUACCCCGGGUAGUGAACUCACCAUGCUCGUGGCAACGGGAGUCGAGGCCCAAGGCAGCGCAGCCGCCGUCACCGAUGUGCAGGUGAAUCCGGCGAGUGGGGACGUCGUUGUGGGGCUCGCCGACGGGCGCGUUUCAUUGCUGCGUCGAGCGUCGCCAAAGGCGUGGAACGCAGCCACGUCAGUUGAUUCAUCGGCCGCAGCGAACGAGGGUGGCACCGAUGAGGGUGCUAAGAGCGCCGCAGAGGAGGAUGAUAAGGCGAAAGUCGCCAAUCGGAAGUUGCGCCAGGACCGCCGUGCGGAUAAGAAGAGUGUGUACGCUGGACCCGCGAAGGGCGGCGACCAUGGCUUCAUCGACGAUGGCAGCGAUGACGGCACGCUCUCUGAAUCCUCCGUCGACUCCACCUCCACGGCAUCCUCGGUCAGCGGCGUUGUUUCAGAGGACUUUGGGAAGGUUGUGUCGGACCUGCAGCGCAACGGCGCCUCUCUGCAUGGAAACGAUGGUGAACGACCCUCUCGCUGGCGCGAUGAUGAGAGAGCGGCACUGGCGCACGCCAACCGUGAGGCGGAACGGCAACGGGGCCGUAGUCGUUUUCUCGAUGACGAGGCUGAGGAGGGAACACCCAGUGACGACGGAGACGAGAUUGGCGACGGUACUGCCAUGAGGGUACGAGGGCAGGCACGUGCUGCCUACGACGAGGAGGGCCACUACAGUCACGACGACGAUGUGUCCAUGGCGGGCCACGCAGAAGACAACGGCGACUUUGCGAAUACCUCUUCGAGCCGCCAGCGCGGCUCGGCGCUGCCGCUCAGCCGUGGACUCGCGGUGCAGGACUAUUCCUUUCAAAUUGGCGCCACCCCAGCUGGGGAGGAGGGCACCUGCUAUCUCGCUUACAACUCUGUCGGGUACAUCCAUUGCAGCCGCGAAGUCACCACAGUCCACUUCCACGACAUUUCGCAUCCUGCAGUGCGCGUGCAGCUGCGGGAUACCAUCGUGAUGGGGGCACUAAGUCCUGUCGGCGCCGCCUUCAUCGUUGUCCCGGCUGAUCCCACCGAGGCGCAGGGCAGCGUGGACGAGGCUCCACGGCUCUCCGUCUUCUACCACGCCUUCAUGCCUCUUGGCGCGCAGUCGGAGUGGCGUGUGGCGCUGCUGCCGGGCGAGACGGUGCGGUGCAUGACUGCUGGUAUCCGCUAUGUCGCGGUCGCCACAAGCCACUACCUGCGCAUCUUCUCCCUCUCUGGACUGGAGUUGGCGGUACUCAGCAAAUGCCAGCGCAUCGUGACGAUGGUCGGCACCUCGUCGCGUAAGCUGAUGAGCAGUUUCAAGGCCGACUUCGACCCAUUGGCCAUCAUCACCCUCACCGGUACCGGCGAGCUGCAGAUGGAGGUAAUCGACGUCGGAGCACGUACUUCGGCGCUGCCGCCGCGCACGGUGCCCCUCACGGAGCUGCCGGACGGCUCAACCCAUCAGUUGCAGUGGCUUGGCUGGUCAGAGGACGGUCUGCUGCAUGUCGUGGACACCGCUGGUGUGGUGCGCAUGUUCACGGAGGAUUGGGGUGGAUCGUGGGUCCCCGUGUACGACCCCCGCACGCUGGUCGACCAGUCGUACGCGCUGUGGGUGUACGGCAUCAGCGAGAAUGCACUGCUGGCCUACCGCUACUCCCGCGACGACCCGUCGUACCCAGCGGCGGCGGCGAGCGGGCUGAGCACAGAACUGGUGCCGCUCUUUCUCCCCCUGACCCGCACGAUGAGUGAGGAUGGCUUGGAGCGAUGGGACAAGUUGCUUCGCCAGCAGCUGCGCUGCGACGAGCUCAAGCGGCACAGCACCUUCUACAACACAUCCAUUGCCAAGUACGACGAGGUCCACGACCACCACCUGCUCCAGUUCUUUGACAGCGCGCUCAAGAGCCAGCAAACAACGCGGGCGAUGGAGCUGGCAAUGCUGAUGGAGAUUCACGACCGCGUCGUGAAAUGUGCACAACUCGCAAACACAAACGGGCACGUGAAGUUGGUGCCAAAGUUGCUGGCGCUUUAUGACAUGCGCAUGGCGACGAAGCAGAGGCGGAAGUGCGCACUGCCCGCCAAGGAGACGCUCGUUUCGGAGAGGAAGAAGGACGAACUACUGCACAGGCUGUUGGGCCAGGGGUUGCCACAGGACACCAAGGCGAAGGCAACCAGCGGUGCUGCGGCUGCGGCACCGACACCGGUCUCCAUCGAGGUCGAGGAUGACGAAUCGAAGGAAAAGAAGACUGAAAGCCGCACGAGUCCCCUUCGUGAACGAGCUUCGCCGACAGCGUCAAACCUGUCCGCAACGUCACCCUCAGCGAUGUCAACAGCCACGACAAUGAUGACGGCGAACUCCAAGGCUUUGCCUAUCCAAGCGCGGAGGCACAUCUCGUUUGCGAAGGAAGUUGCUCUUUCACCGCCGGCGUCGCAGAGUUCACUGGACACACCUACCAGCGCUUUGUUGGCAACAAGAAGCAGCGCACCUGCACCUUCGCGCAAGGUUGUCAACCCGUUUGCCAAGCCCCUUGUAAAGUCCGCCAACGCCGCUGACGAGGUGCGGCAUGCAUCGUUGACAAGACCUCAGCAGCCGCACCAUCAGCAUCAGUCCCACCUGCAGGUGGCGACGCCUUCUACUGCGACUCAUUUGUCCACUGCACCCGCCACGGAGGGCGACACACUCGUGGGCUCGUCGUACUUACACACACCGCCACGCAUCAACGCCGUAGCGACAAGGACAAGCACCGUAGCCGUUGCUCCGGAGAAUGAUGCUGCCAUGGACGUAUCCCCAGUUGACUCAACGUCGCCAAGAUCGCGCGUAAGUGCUGGGCACAUUGCCUCUUCGCCGAGCCAUGAGGCAAGGCUUUCGCCCAGUGUGAGCGCCGGCGGCAGUGCUACGACGCCUUCACUGUCUGCCACCAUUCACAAGUCUGAUGUGCAUCGCCCAGCCACUCCGGCGCCGUCCGCUGGAUUUGUUGCCCGCGAGCUGCCGAACACGAGCGGCGCUUCCCGUGCCAGUCGCGGUGCCGUCGAUCCGUUCCUUGAAGAGUCGCCCCCAGUGUUCGCUUGUGCCUCCGACUCUGGGUGUCUGAUGGGCGCCAAUAGCAGCGCCACCGCGGCAGUGGCGGAGAUACAGGUAUCCAUACAGUCGCUGCUUGAUGCCGGACACAAUGAAACGGCUCCGGUGGUGCGCAGCGACGGCUUCGGCGAGGCACUUCGCAAGCGCUACCGUGAGGACGAGGACGAGGACGAGGAGGCCGAGGGGGCACCAAUUCCUGUGCUGCCCAAACUUUCUGUGUGA
Leishmania braziliensis MHOM/BR/75/M2904 is the source of this 4218-nucleotide messenger RNA. RefSeq lists its product as hypothetical. The record is from RefSeq and is a predicted model, not a curated record. Lineage: Eukaryota; Euglenozoa; Kinetoplastea; Trypanosomatida; Trypanosomatidae. Gene Ontology annotation, molecular function: chromatin binding; protein binding. The transcript has a single exon. Gene Ontology annotation, cellular component: nuclear replication fork. The coding region runs from base 1 to 4218 and encodes 1405 amino acids. Gene Ontology annotation, biological process: mitotic cell cycle; DNA repair; DNA-templated DNA replication.